AUGAAGCUUGCAGUUUUUUUUACAGCUGCUGUUUCAAAACCUGCGUUGUGUGCGCCCUCUUCUCUCCAGACUCGAGGCAAAUUGUGUCAAGCUCCAGCGAAGAUUCGUCCGAUGAACCACAUGUGGGAAAAUCUGUGCCAGAAACCGAGGUCUGACUUGGCACCGCCGGAUGCCAAAAGUCUUUUGAAUGAGCGAAUUCUUUGGGAUGGCGAAGACAAGCCAUCAGGGGAUUAA
Plasmopara halstedii is the source of this 234-nucleotide messenger RNA. RefSeq lists its product as uncharacterized. The coding region runs from base 1 to 234 and encodes 77 amino acids. The transcript has 2 exons. Lineage: Eukaryota; Oomycota; Peronosporomycetes; Peronosporales; Peronosporaceae. The record is from RefSeq and is a predicted model, not a curated record.